CAUUGCAUAAUGCAAUUUCAUCUAUUUUUAAUACAAAUAAAUGCUAACAAUUUUAUUAUAAAUUACUAGAACAUACUUUUGUCUAGCAAAAAGGAAAGAUUUAAUUUUGACAGCAGUUUUUACGAUACUUUGCAAUACCGAAACGUUUCUCAAAUUCUCUUGUACAUUGACAUAGCGACUACACUACGAGAGGUGUAUUUUUUGUUUACUAAAUUACUACACUUUAAUGUGACUUUAUUUGAGCUAAAAUUGUUUAAUUGUAGUAAAACAAUGCAUACUGUAACGUCGUUGGACGGUGAUAUUUACAACCAUGAAUAUUUCCUCCUUGAAGACGUAUGCCGACUGUGUUGGAAAAGGAAUGCGACUCAAGAAAUAUCGUGUAAAAGUGAAAACAAUGAAACAGGAUACAGUAUUUCCCUUUUAGAUCAAAUACGGGACUGUCUGGACAUUAUCCUGUCUCACGAAUGCCGUCCAAACAAAGUUUGUACUGGUUGCAGCGACGAAGUGAAAAGAUUCUACGAAUUUAAGAGAUUUUGCGUAGAAACUGAUGGUAAACUUCGCGAAAUUCUUCAGAACUAUGUUAUAACUCCUGAAAAGCCAUCUAGCAACAGUGAAUGUUAUGUAAAAGUAGAGAAUGAAGUUAUUACAGAGUUAGAACAGGACGAAUCUUUCGACGACUUUUUAGAAUCUCUCCAGCAUUCAGAUUCGAGCGAAAACGCGAAUAAACAAAAGAAGGUUAAGUUAAAACAGACUUAUAAGCCAAAAAGGUCUCCUACUUAUUGUAAUAUCUGUAGAUUAGACUUCAAAACAGUGGAACAAUUUUCCCUUCACAAUUCUGAGAGUCAUGGGAUAGAAGGAAGUUUCUACAAGUGCUUCGGUUGUGACAAACGCUUUAAAAGCCCUAAAACUCGUAUAGGGCAUGAAAUAAACUUCUGUAAAGGCUUAAAAGAUGGGUACAGGUGCACUUUAUGUGACCGAUGCUUGCCGAAACGGAGAAUGUAUGAAGCUCAUAUGAGAGACCAUAGAGAUAAUGUAAGCAUAGAGUUACCGGAGGAACUGUUUAAGUGUAAAAAAUGUUGCAUCUCGUUUAAGACUAGAGAAGAUUUGAAGGAACAUGUGUUGGAGCAUGAGACUGCCAAGAAAUAUGUUUGUGAAAGUUGCGGAAGAGUGUUCACCCGACAAGACUACCUGCACAAACACAAACUGACGCACACCGGCACUAAACAGCAUGUGUGUCCGCACUGCGGGUUCAGGUCUACGCAGAGAUCUUCACUCAUCGUCCACAUAAGGAAACACACAGGAGAAAGACCGUACAGCUGUGAUAUGUGUCCGCAGCGAUGCAUCUCCAGCUCAAACUUACGUGCACACCGCAGACGACAUCUUGGACUUAAGAAGUUCCAGUGCACAAUAUGCGACAAGAAAUUCGGAUACAAAUUGAGUUUAGAAGAGCACAUCGAGUCAUCGCACCAUCGCUCGCAAACACACCCGUGCCCGCAUUGCGGGGCCCACUAUUCCCGGAAGCGGGGUUUAAAGCGACAUCUAACGGCGAAACACUGCGAUGAAAGUGAUAAAGUUGAGAGUUUGCUGAAGGUGUUGUAGUCUACUUGACAACAGAUGGCGCUACUGUACUAUGGCUCACAAACACCGCACUGCUCUCCCAAGCAGGGCUUGAAGCGACAUCUGACGGCGAAACACUGCGAUGAAAUUGAUAAAGUUGACAGUUUGUUGAAGGUGUUGUACUACUUGGUCAUAGAUGGCGUUAUUUACGCUAACACUCCUACCUCCAUUCCGGGAUAAGUUUAAUGUAAAGCGUCACCUGCGGGCCGAUUUUUGAGUCUCACGCGUUUGAAUUCAAAAAAUUAUCACUGAAAAUAAUAGGCAAGUCACCGUUUUCAACCGGUAUUUUAGUGACAGUGAGACUCAAAAACCGGCCCCCUGACAGUAAAACAUGCAAGAAUCAACCUUAUGACAACGGUAUUAAAGCUAUAGUCAGUGUGAUGGUAUUAUAAUUACUCUACUCGAUCACAGAUGGCAUUAGAAUAUUGGGACGUGUGUUCAAAAUAUUAAAUACCGCGACACUUACAUUUUAAUACUGCUACUCGUCAAUAGAUGGCGCCACCAUAUGUGAAUUGUAAAAAUACUGUAGGUACGUUAGUUAUGAGAUUGACUGAUUUAUAACGUAUUUGUUGUAUGAAAUUUAAGUUAAAUAUGCAAUAAUUAUACUUUUUAAGAAAUAUCCUUUUCACUCUUGAUCACAUGUUUAAGAAAUCACUAUAAGAAUUUCUUUUGGAAAGAAGUUAAUUAUAAAAAUAAAAACAUGUUU
Messenger RNA from Leguminivora glycinivorella, 2323 nucleotides. Its product is annotated as zinc finger protein OZF-like. Bases 271 to 1599 code for a protein of 442 amino acids. Gene Ontology annotation, biological process: regulation of transcription by RNA polymerase II. Gene Ontology annotation, molecular function: DNA-binding transcription factor activity; RNA polymerase II cis-regulatory region sequence-specific DNA binding; zinc ion binding. Lineage: Eukaryota; Metazoa; Arthropoda; Insecta; Lepidoptera; Tortricidae. The record is from RefSeq and is a predicted model, not a curated record. The transcript has 4 exons. Gene Ontology annotation, cellular component: nucleus.